AUGUUGUUAGCCCAAAUAAAUCGAGAUUCUCAGGGAAUGACAGAGUUUCCUGGAGGAGGAAUGGAGGCUCAACAUGUUACCCUGUGCUUGACAGAGGCAGUAACGGUGGCAGAUGGUGACAAUUUAGAAAAUAUGGAAGGUGUAAGCUUGCAAGCAGUAACACUUGCAGAUGGUUCUACCGCUUAUAUACAACACAAUUCUAAAGAUGGAAAACUCAUAGAUGGCCAGGUCAUUCAGUUGGAGGAUGGUUCUGCUGCCUAUGUUCAACAUGUACCCAUACCCAAAAGUACAGGGGACAGUUUGCGUUUAGAGGAUGGUCAAGCAGUGCAGCUAGAAGAUGGAACUACAGCAUUUAUUCACCACACCUCCAAAGAUAGUUAUGACCAGAGCGCAUUACAGGCAGUUCAGCUGGAAGACGGCACCACAGCAUACAUCCACCACGCAGUGCAAGUCCCACAGUCUGAUACCAUCUUGGCAAUUCAGGCUGACGGCACAGUAGCAGGUCUGCACACCGGGGAUGCCACGAUUGACCCCGACACCAUCAGUGCUUUGGAACAGUAUGCAGCAAAGGUGUCCAUUGAUGGAAGUGAAAGUGUAGCAGGUACUGGAAUAAUUGGAGAGAAUGAGCAAGAGAAGAAAAUGCAGAUUGUCUUACAAGGACAUGCAACAAGAGUAACUGCUAAGUCUCAGCAGAGUGGAGAGAAGGCAUUUCGAUGUGAAUAUGAUGGAUGUGGGAAAUUAUAUACAACGGCUCAUCAUCUUAAGGUCCAUGAGAGGUCACACACAGGAGACCGGCCUUAUCAGUGUGAGCACCUAGGCUGUGGGAAAGCAUUUGCAACAGGUUAUGGAUUAAAAAGUCAUGUCAGAACUCAUACAGGAGAAAAGCCAUAUCGGUGUUCAGAAGAUAAUUGUACUAAGUCUUUCAAAACUUCAGGAGAUCUACAGAAACAUAUAAGAACUCAUACAGGAGAAAGGCCCUUUAAAUGUCCCUUUGAAGGCUGUGGUCGGUCUUUUACAACAUCAAAUAUCAGAAAAGUGCAUAUUAGGACACACACAGGAGAAAGACCUUAUUAUUGCACAGAACCAGGAUGUGGGAGGGCAUUUGCCAGUGCAACCAAUUAUAAAAAUCAUGUGAGGAUACACACAGGUGAAAAGCCAUAUGUUUGUACAGUCCCUGGAUGUGACAAAAGGUUUACAGAAUAUUCCAGUUUGUACAAACAUCAUGUUGUUCACACUCAUUCCAAACCAUACAACUGUAAUCACUGUGGGAAGACCUACAAGCAGAUCUCCACACUAGCCAUGCACAAACGGACGGCCCACAAUGACACUGAGCCCAUCGAGGAGGAGCAGGAAGCCUUCUUUGAGCCUCCCCCAGGUCAAAGUGAAGAUGUUCUUAAAGGGUCCCAGAUCACGUAUGUUACAGGUGUAGAAGGGGAUGAUGUUGUGUCUACACAAGUAGCCACAGUAACCCAGUCUGGGUUGAGUCAACAAGUUACACUCAUAUCCCAGGAUGGGACUCAGCAUGUCAACAUAUCUCAAGCUGACAUGCAAGCCAUUGGCAAUACCAUCACGAUGGUAACGCAGGAUGGCACACCCAUCACGGUCCCAGCUCACGACGCAGUCAUCUCCUCGGCAGGAACGCACUCUGUUGCUAUGGUUACUGCUGAGGGCACAGAAGGGCAGCAGGUCGCAAUUGUGGCUCAGGACUUGGCAGCAUUCCAUACUGCCUCAUCAGAAAUGGGGCAUCAACAGCACAGCCAUCAUUUAGUAACCACAGAAACCAGACCUCUGACCUUAGUGGCAACAUCCAAUGGCACCCAGAUUGCAGUUCAGCUUGGAGAACAGCCAUCUCUGGAAGAAGCCAUCAGAAUAGCAUCUAGGAUCCAACAAGGAGAAACACCAGGGCUGGAUGAUUAAUCCUCAGAACAGUGGAGCAUCGCAGCAGGAGGAGCCUUUCACCUUCGGGCAGCAGACACCCAGGAACCCGGGCCCAGGAAAAUUAGAAUUUUUCCAUUCCUGAAAUACUGUACACGUUUUUAUGCAAGAGUGGAGAACAUUUUAUUCUUGACACUUUUGUGUAUAUAACCCUUGGAAUAGAUUCCCAAACUGAUUCAUUGUGUACAAGGAUGUAUGAAAUUAGGGCAAUACAGUAAAUUUUCAUGUUACUCUUUUAUCAGUUCACAAACUCCUAGAGUCCACAUGCAAGAUCAGCAAAGUCUUAUGGAGUCUUAUGAUGGAUUUUUAACUUACUGUGACAAAUAAAAUAAAGGCUGUAUCUAAAAUGUUAAAGGUUCUAUACUUCAAACAAUCAAUUCCAGAAGCC
This is a messenger RNA of Puma concolor (puma), 2323 nucleotides long. NCBI's taxonomy places the organism in Eukaryota, Metazoa, Chordata, Mammalia, Carnivora, Felidae. The record is from RefSeq and is a predicted model, not a curated record.